Mesocricetus auratus (golden hamster) is the source of this 2442-nucleotide messenger RNA. RefSeq lists its product as uncharacterized. The transcript is spliced from 6 exons. NCBI's taxonomy places the organism in Eukaryota, Metazoa, Chordata, Mammalia, Rodentia, Cricetidae. The coding region runs from base 1203 to 1910 and encodes 235 amino acids. The record is from RefSeq and is a predicted model, not a curated record.
CCUCCUGCCUGAGCAUCCCGUGCAGUGGGAUUUCAGGCAGGAGUCAGCCAAGUUGGCUUGCGAAGAAGAUGAUUUCAUGAGGAGCAUGUGUGCAAUGAUUUCCAAGGGGAUCAAAAGAAUUAUUAAGAUUAAAUUGGGGCUUGAUGAUAAACCAUAACCAGGGAGGAGGGAAACAUAUGGUGUCCCUUGAGCUAAUGAUCAAGUUCGUCACUUCCAUGUGGACAGUCAGAAGUCAAGUUCAACUUAGGACUUUAGGGAAACAAUUGUUGACCCAUAAGUCAGGAAGCAGUUGGAUUUGGCAGGGCAAAGAUAAAGCAGCAGAACAGAGAGUGGUGAUUGCUGAAGAAGAUACAAGGGCACCUGUCUCUGCCUCAAACACUGUGUGUGUGUGUGUGUGUACAAAUGUGGGUGUGAAUGUGAAUGGGUGUGUGCAAAUUUGAGGAAUGGGUGUGUGCAGGUGUGUGUGAAUGUGAAUGAGUGUGUGUGAAUGGGUGUGUGCAAAGAUAUGUGUGUGUGUGUGUGAAUGAGAAUGAGCGUGGGCAGGCAUCAGUGAUGGUGAUCAGCAAAGUCAUGAUCAGUCUUCUGUGUGGCUUAGGAGAGCAGGAUGUCAAGGGAAGUCAAUGUGGGAGAGGGACUUGUGUGGUGGAGAUUCAGAGUGACCAAGUGAGACCAAGGUUAAAACAAAAACCAUGGUGAAAAGAAGGGAGGGAAAGUUGGUCCCAGCAAUGAACAGAGUGGAGGACAGGAAGAUUCUAGGCACCAGACAUAGAAUUAUGUGGGGGUAGGAAUUCUGGUGGCCUCCCCUAACCCCAGAGCCAUGGAACACAGAACGUGAAGGCCAUUCCGUUUUCUGCUGGACUUGUGACUUCAACUUAACGCUGGUUACGGGAGAAGAUCACCAAAGAGGGCAGUCAAACUUGGUCCCAGAGAACCUGUAGUUUGCUCUGAUCGUGCCACACCCAUACCACCAGAACAAAUCGGGGUUGAAACACAUUUCUGCCUCUUCCAGACCAGCAAGUACACCUUCUCAGAAGUGUACUAUCUCUAGGGUUGAGGUCAGGCCGCCUGUAUGUGUGACUAACAUGACUCUUUCCAUCUCCCUACUUCAGGCAGUCUGGUGGAGCCUUGCCUGCCGUGAAUUCUGUGGUGAAGGUCAGUGAACACAAAGAAAGAGGCAUCUCACUUGACACCUGAACAGGACAAUGGCUGCAGACCCCAACUCUCAGAUGAAGGCUGAUCAGCGUGCCACCACAUCAGGAGGCACGGAUGAGCAACAGAGUGUCAUUUACCAGCCUGAAGUGCGGCCUAACACCGUGCCUCUACAGGAAAUCUCCCAGGUGCCUGUGGUGCUACAGUGGCCCACAGCAUUUAUACCUAUCAACUGUACUCCGGUGAUUUUGACUCCUCAAAUGAUGAUUGCUUUGUCAUGGGAUCCUUUCCGUCCCGUGACUAUACCCUGCUUGCUCUCUAAUGUGGUCCUGCAGCCCUGCAUCAACACUGCCCCUACUGUGCUGCCUGCACAGGUCCUGGUCCCCAGAAGCAUCUGUUUCCAGGGCCCUGACAAUGCCAACCAGCCUCUUGUCACCUCCACCCAGAUCAACGAUACUCCCAACCAGGGCCCUGAAAUCUGCACCCAGCUCCCUGAUGCCUCCAACCAGGGCCACGAAGUCUGCAUCCAGCUCCCUGAUGCCUCCAGCCAGGGCCCUGAAGUCUACACAGAGCGCCCUGACACCUCCAACCUGGUCUCUGAAGUCUACACCCAGCUCCCAGAUGGCUCCAACCAGGGAGCCCUCUCUGCUGAGGUGGAUAGGCAGAAGGUACUGGAUGCUGCUGAGGCUCUCCUGAUUCUGCAAAACUCCCCUCAGGCCUGGGAGAAGAAGUUCAGCACACCAGGACCUGAUGGGGAGUGAAGACUGCAGCUGUCCUGCCUCUGGAUGUCACCCCAGCCUACAUACUCUGCCUCACCAAAUGACAACUGGACAUCUUGACGGUGCCCCACUCUAGCCCUAAGAGAGCUGUGAAGUUGGCCUGUCAAGGACUGCCUGUUUCUGAAUUAGCAAGUAGCUCCUGUCCGAACUGCUUAUUUGAUUUUCUUAAGACUGGAGGCACGUUGUGGGAUCUCAAAAUCUUAUCUUGAGGUAGGGAAUGACUUAACUGUGGUGGUGUAUUCUGGACCUUGCAUUGUUUCCCGUUGUUUGUUGAUUGUUUUCCUUCGUAAGAUGUGGAUCUUUCUUUGUGUCAUCAAAGCUGAACUGUGCAACAUGAUAUGAAGUGUCUGUUCACAAUGUUCUGAGUCCAUAACGAUGGCAGCAAUUUUUGUCUCUUUAUUGUCUGCAUAGUUGAAGGAUCCUAUAUGAGCCAUAUAUUUAGAUACGUCAGGAUGCAUCACCUGCAUCUAGUGUCUGUGUGUGGGCACAAAUAAAGUUUCAUUGUUGUAAAGCA